Molecule: messenger RNA, 2532 nt
Organism: Arvicola amphibius (Eurasian water vole)
Lineage: Eukaryota; Metazoa; Chordata; Mammalia; Rodentia; Cricetidae
Gene: Folh1b
Product: folate hydrolase 1B
Exons: 19
Coding region: 21-2279 (752 amino acids)
Molecular function (GO): carboxypeptidase activity
Source: RefSeq, a predicted model, not a curated record
CAAGCACACAGUUGCCCGAGAUGUGGAACCCGCUGCCGGACAGCGACUCUGUGGUGGAUCCGGGACGUCGCCAGCGCUGGCUCUGCGCCGGGACACUGGUGCUGGCUUUCUCCGGAAUCUUCAUCAUUGGCUUUGUCUUUGGAUGGUUUAUAAAAGCUUCCAAUGAAUCUACUGGUAUUGUUCCCAAUGCUGGCAUGAAGAAGUUAUUUUUGCAAGAAUUGAAGGCUGAGAACAUCAAAAACUUUUUAUAUAAUUUUACACGCACACCACAUUUGGCUGGAACAGAACACAAUUUUGAGCUCGCAAAGCAAAUUUAUGCCCAGUGGAAAGAAUUUGGCCUGGACUCGGUUGAGCUGUCCCAUUACGAUGUGCUGCUGUCUUACCCAAAUGAGACUCAUCCUAACUACAUCUCAAUAAUUGAUGGAGACAGAAAUGAGAUUUUCAACACAUCACUGUCUGAACAGUCACCUCCAGGGUAUGAGAACAUCUCAGAUGUAGUGCCACCUUUCAGUGCCUUCUCUCCACAAGGGACACCAGAGGGGGAUCUAGUGUAUGUUAACUAUGCACGUACCGAAGACUUCUUUAAGCUGGAACGGGACAUGAAGAUUAAUUGCUCUGGAAAGAUUGUGAUCGCCAGAUACGGGAAAGUGUUUAGAGGUAAUAAGGUUAAAAACGCUCAGCUGGCGGGUGCGAAAGGAGUCAUUCUCUACUCAGACCCUGCUGACUAUGUUGUUCCUGGGGUGAAGUCCUAUCCAGAUGGCUGGAACCUCCCUGGAGGUGGUGUCCAGCGUGGGAAUGUCUUAAACCUUAAUGGUGCAGGUGACCCCCUCACACCGGGUUACCCAGCCAAUGAAUAUGCUUAUAGGUAUGAUUUGACAGAGGCUGUUGGACUUCCAAGUAUUCCAGUCCAUCCAAUUGGAUACGAUGAUGCACAGAAGCUCUUAGAACACAUGGGUGGCCCAGCACCCCCUGACAGCAGCUGGAAGGGAGGCCUCAAAGUACCUUACAAUGUGGGACCUGGCUUUGCUGGAAACUUUUCAACACAAAAAGUCAAGCUCCACAUACACUCCUAUAGUAAAGUGACAAGAAUCUAUAAUGUCGUUGGCACCCUCAAAGGAGCUACUGAACCAGACAGAUAUGUCAUUCUUGGAGGUCACCGAGAUGCCUGGGUCUUUGGUGGCAUUGACCCUCAGAGUGGAGCAGCUGUUGUUCAUGAAAUUGUGAGGAGCUUUGGAGCACUGAGGAAGAAAGGAUGGAGACCUAGAAGAACGAUUCUGUUUGCAAGCUGGGAUGCGGAAGAAUUUGGCCUUCUUGGUUCUACUGAGUGGGCAGAGGAACAUUCCAGACUCCUCCAAGAACGUGGUGUGGCUUACAUAAACGCCGAUUCUUCCAUAGAAGGAAACUACACCUUAAGAGUCGAUUGCUCACCACUGCUGCACGGCUUAGUGUACAACUUAACAAAAGAGCUCCAAAGCCCAGAUGAAGGCUUUGAAGGCAAAUCUCUUUACGACAGCUGGAGAGAAAAGAAUCCUUCACCAGAAUCCAGUGAAGUGCCCAGGAUCAGCAAGCUGGGGUCUGGCAAUGAUUUUGAAGUGUUUUUCCAAAGACUUGGAAUUGCUUCAGGCAGAGCACGGUACACUAAAAAUUGGAAAACAAACAAAGUCAGAAGCUAUCCACUCUACCACAGUGUCUAUGAAACAUAUGAGUUAGUGGAAAAAUUUUAUGAUCCAACCUUUAAAUAUCACCUCGCUGUGGCCCAGGUUCGAGGAGGGAUGGUGUUUGAACUGGCCAAUUCUCUAGUGCUUCCCUUUGACUGUCGAGAUUAUGCAGUAGCUCUGAAAAAGUAUACUGAAAAUAUCUACAACAUUUCAAUGAAACAUCCACAAGAGAUGAAGGAAUACUCGGUAUCAUUUGAUUCACUGUUUUCUGCAGUAAAUAAUUUUACAGAGAUUGCAUCUGAGUUCAACAAAAAACUUCAAGGCUUGGAUAAAAGCAACCCCAUGUCACUGAGAAUUAUGAAUGACCAGCUGAUGUAUCUGGAACGUGCAUUCAUUGAUCCUUUAGGGUUACCAGGCAGGCCUUUCUACAGGCAUAUCAUCUACGCUCCAAGCAGCCACAACAAGUAUGCAGGAGAGUCAUUCCCAGGCAUUUAUGAUGCUCUUUUUGAUAUUGAGAGCAAAGUGGACCCUUCUAAGGCCUGGAAAGAAGUGAAGAGACAGAUUUCUAUUGCAGCCUUCACAGUGCAAGCUGCAGCAGAGACUUUGAGAGAAGUAGCCUAAGGGUACUUCAGAGAAUCCAUAUUUGGUAGGUAUGAUAUUAUUGGAAGAACCUAUAUAGAAAAAUAAAUAUGAGACUUUAUGAUUAUGUGUAAUAUCUGUAUGUGUAUAUAUAUAUAUAUAUACAUAUAUUUCUUUUAUUUUUCCUUAUGGAUCAAAAAAGAAAAAUGGAAAAUUUUAUUUUAUAAUUGUAGAAUUUAUUUAUGAAAUCUGAAGUUCAGUGGUUAAGUGAUUAAAAUUAAGGUGAACAAUUGAA